AUGACAGUUGAAGAACAAGUCAUUGAUAAAAUGAUUUUUGAUUAUACUAAAAAGAUAGAAGACACAUACAACCAGUUUAACUCUGAUUUUGAUAAUGCAAUAGAACAAUUAAAAGAACAAAUAGAAAUUACAAAAAAACAUUUAAAUGAAGCUGUUGAUAGGUGUUGUUCACAAGGACUACCACCAGUUAUUCCAGAACAAAUUUUUGAAAUGAUGGACUUAGAAUUACAGCAAUAUUGUGAUGAAUGUGAUAGAGUCAUUGGUCAAGAAAUAACAAAACUACAGAAAUAUAGUAUUGUAAAAGCAGAUGAUUUUAUUACAGUUAAACAACCUAACUUACAGAUAGAUGAUCAUGGUCUUUCAACUGAAUUAUUUGAAACUGCUAUCUCUCAAACAGAGAGAUUAUGCUCUCUUUUAGGAGUAAAUAUCACAGAAAAUACGUGUUAA
Entamoeba dispar SAW760 is the source of this 447-nucleotide messenger RNA. RefSeq lists its product as uncharacterized. The record is from RefSeq and is a predicted model, not a curated record. Bases 1 to 447 code for a protein of 148 amino acids. The transcript has 2 exons. Lineage: Eukaryota; Evosea; Mastigamoebida; Endamoebidae.